ACUGACAGUAUGAUAAUUCUAAAAUUUAUAUAACUAAGUUGUGUGAAACAAUUGAACUGGAAUUAUUAUAAAGAUAGAUUUACAGAUUAGCUAUUAAACUGUGGAAUAUUGAUUUUUCACCUUCUAACUGUAUGAUUAACGUAAAACUUCCAAGUAACUAAUACAGAACAAUGAAUGAAUCAAGCAGUUAUCAAGUUACUGAUGAAUUAUCUACAAAUCCCGUAUCUGAUCAGUUUGAAUUAAAUAAGGAAGCGUCUACAGAGGCAGUUGGUGAUGUGCCUUAUGGAAGAGAACAACAGAAUGACAUCCACUUGAGUACUAAUGACUCAGAUAACGUUACUCAAGGAUCUGUAAUGGUUGAAAAUGUAGCAGAGAUUUCUGAUAGAACAUUUGAUCAGGAUACAAGUGAAGUGUCGACAAAUCUGGAGACUAUGGAAAAAACUGUACCAGAGUAUGAAAAAGAAAAUUAUAGUCAUAAUGAAUCCGUUAGUAAGGAAUUAUAUCCACCUUCAUUCAAUAAAGAAAGCGAUGACAUACAAUGUGACAAAGGAUCUUAUAAAGAUAUAAAACAAGUGGAAUAUGAAGGUGAAAUUGAAUAUAAUGAACAAUGUGAUGAAUUGGAAGGUGUAAUUCAUUUUGAAACGCCAGAGAUAACUGACAUUACUGACGAACAACCAACUGCUGGAAAAUCUACUGAUGUGACUUCUGAACAAAACUUUCCAUCCCAAGAUUCAUUGAUUAGUUUACAUAAUGAAAAUGAAAGUCAAGUAACAGAAAAACACUUGACUAAUGAAUUAGAAAUUACUUCUAACCAGCAAAGUAAAGAUAACAUAAGUAUUAGUAACCCUGACUCUUUAGAAUAUCAAGAUAAUACAAAUGAUGACAGUGAGACUGCAGAAGGAAUUGAUCCAUAUAUUGAAGAUUCUGAAAAGAUAAACAGGAUGAGUUCUGAAAAAUGUUUGGCAGAACCAACUGAUGAUUUGAAUAAGGAAGUAGGCAUCGAUAAGAAGAAUGUUAUACUUCAUGAUGACAUAACUAACGUAUCCCGUAGAAAGACUGAUGAGAUGACACAGAUGAAAAUGGAAGAACCAUUAUCACAUACAGAGUUACUGAUUACAGACAAAACUGAUGAAAAUAAGAUAAACACCGAGGAGAUACAUGAUGAAUUACGCAUACCAUCUGACCUAAAAUCAGCAUCUUUACGUUCACUAGAUAUCUCCAUUAAAGAAGAUAAAUCUGAUACACUUGGAGAUAAUUUCAUUACUGAAGAGGAAAAAUUGUCUUUCAACAAUCAUCUAAUGAACUCUACCUCUUGUGAAAUAGAAGAAAAUCUCAGUAGAAGUAGUUUAUUUGAAAGUAAAGAAACAAUUGAAUCAAUAAAUGAAACAACCAAUGAUCUAAUUGAGAAGAUAUCCACAAACAACUUCUCACCAUUUAUUAAUGAUGUGCAGAAUAUUCAAGAAGUACAACUACAUGAUCACUUAGGUCACAAAGUAGAAGAUGAUUUAUCAUAUCUUCAAGAACCAAUUACAGAAUCGUCGAAUAAUAAUAAAGAUGUACUUUCUAGUCAAUAUGACCUUAUAUCACACAAGAUAACAGCAGAGAUUAUCCUCAAUAACAAUGGUCCAGUGUCAUUUGCAACAGAGCAUAUUGUAAAUGAAGAGGUACAUACAGCUGAAUACCUUCAAGACAACAAUCCAGAACUAUUGAAUUUAUCUGGACCUAUUCAAGAUGUUAAUGAAUUACAUAAAGCUGCAUUGUCUACAGGAAUACAAACUAAAAAUGAAGUCAUCGACGUGGAUUAUCGACUGUUCAAUGAAUCUGUUAAAAAUAAUAUUGAAGAAAAUAUUUCAUCACAAAUAUUGCAUAAUGAAGUUUAUGAAAGUGUAUCUUCAAAUGAUUUCAGUGUAAAACGAAGAAUUCAAAAACAAACUACUGAUAUUGAUGAAGUCAGUUUAAAUUCAGAAGGUGAACAAAGAACAGAAUUUGAACAACGUUAUGCAGAACUUAUAGCUAAAUAUUUACCAGUUGAAAGACAUAACACAUUGAAUGAUCGAUCUAGACGAACUAAAACAUUAGAUAGAUAUAAUAAGUCAAAAUUUAAUGAGAAUAGAUAUUCAUGCAUAGAUUCUGUUCGAGAGGUGAAAAAAGAGCAGUUACACUGGAGCGUAAUGAAUUUCGUCGAAAACGACGUCUACAGCCUAAACCAUCAGUUAAUGAUGAUUACUUGUAUCCAGACUCUGUGACACCAUCUAAAGUGGAUCAAAGUAUAAGUGUUAGAAGUUUAGAAGAAGGUAUGCCUGAAGGUACAUAUGAUGUCCCUUAUAUUGAUGAUGAUGCCUUUUUACCACGGAAAUUACGUGAAAACAAGAACGAAGAGGAUGGAUCAGAUGAUGGCAGCAGUUUAAGCCUAGAAGGUGAAUACUGGUCAUGGAAUCCUAAUCGAUUUAGUAGACUGGAAGCUAAUCAUAUUGCCGACACGAAUGAGUGCGCCCCUACUCCUGUGUGCUUAUGGAGAGACGAAACAAUUUGUCUUCCUGAUUGUGGUGAACUGGAUCAUCCAACAAACUGUGAGGAGCUGUGAGAAGAGGUGGAAAAGCUGAACCAAGGAAAAGAUCCUAGAAGAUUUGGAUUUCGCUGAUGACUUGUGUCCUAUGUCACACAUACUUGAAGAUCUACGGACAAAAACUAACAAGUCGACAGAAAAGGCAGUGCAGCGAAGACUGAACUCAAAGUGAAUGUAGAGAAGACAGAGGUGAUGAAGAUACCCAACCAACACCACACCACCACCAACAACAAGAGGCACCAAUCACCAUCAAUGGGAGAAACUGAAAGGAAGUUGUCUCUUUCACCUACACCUACCUGGGCAGCACUGUCUCAACUACAGGCGGCACAGGCACAGACGAGGAUGUCAAAGCCAGUCAGGAUCGGAAAGACAGCAGCACAGGCCUUCAUGCAUUAACCUGAAAGCAGUAUGGAGAUCUUCUGCACUCAGCAUAAAGCCUGAACAACAUCCGGAUCCGGAUUUUCAAUACCAGUGUCAGUCAAGUUAGUGCUUCUAUGUGAUGGUUGAGAGACUUGGCGGUGCGUUACGAAAGGGAUUUUCAACAAACUACAGAUGUUAAUCAACAAGUGACUACGCUGACUCGUUACUGAAGAUCAAAUGGCCAGAAUAAUAAGAAUAAGCAACAAGGAACUCACACAGGCUGCUAACGAACUGACGAAGCAAGAACCUAUCACUCAACCGAUAAGCAGGAGGAAGUGGAGAACGACUGGACAAAGUAGAAUGGAGACGUGCUACUGAAUCCCUAUGUUUCAUUAGGAACCGAGGGGACAAGUAGUAAUAAUUAUAAUUUUCAUUAGGCUGAUUACAAUCCAAAUAUGACUUUCUGAGAUUUUUGAAAGGUAGUAUGUUUUUAAACUUUUGCGCUUUUAUUCAAUUCAAAGAAAAUACAUAUUUUAUUAACAUUGAAAAAAAGCAGAAGACAACUGCUGUGAAGAAACGUUUUGUUUAUCGAUGAAAUUAGUCUGUCAAUUGUGCAUUUGUGAAUGCAUAGUGGAAAGAAUAGAACAUUCUAGAGUGAUUUCUGGUCAAUAGUCUGUAUAAAUCGUGUUACAAAGAAGGGUUAUGUAAUGUCUGUAAGUGUUUUAAAUCAGGAGUUAUCUAGAGUGAUUCAUACUCUACAAUGCCCAUGACAAAGAAAGACGAUGUACAUACUUGUUUUGAAUGCAUAACCACGAUUCAGGCUUCAACUAUGUUCAGAUAUCUUAACUUCUUUGCUUUCGAAUGCCUUCAUCAUACUUUGUAAAACAUUUCAAUGGAUCGAGUUUCUCGAGCUUACUAAGUGUUCUGUUUAAGAGCUAAACAUAUAUUUCCGUUCUCUCCUCGUUGACGAGUGCAUGGAAAAUUUUGUACGAUAUGUGAACAACCCAUUCAAAGGAAAGAAGGUUAUGACAUCUGGUAGAGUGACUCUUUUGAAAUCCUGUUGAUGUUCACAAUGGUACUACUACGGAUAAUGUAUAUAAUUUGAUAUGUUAAUUGGUUGGAGAUGAUUGACAAGACGACAUGAAUGUAGGCUUUGUACCUACUGAAACUCGUCUGUGGGAAGUGACUGACUGAUCACUCUUAGUUGACCUAUCAUUGUAGAAGCGAUCUACAAUCUUGUUCAAGUUUUACCCAUUGUACAAUAUUCAACCUUAUCUUUUGAACUUGUUCGGUGAAUAAAUGGGAGUCAAUGCAGAAAAAGCAAGUCAUGUUGCUCUUGUUAAAACCUAAUGCUUUAUUUAUAGUUGAAGAAACACUUUUCAAUGAGCAUACAUUGUGAAAACUAGUCGGUAUCUUGGCUUGAUUCACCUGAAUUGUGCUCAUGCCAGUUCGUUUAAUAGUACUGUAAAGUUUCAAACUAUAACUAAGUAUUGAUAGUGAGUGAUGACUGAAGGUGACUACCAAGAUUCCAGUCCCGUAUUUGUCAACUGCUGCAAAUCCCAAUAUCUAACUUCCCACCGUUCUUGUUCAUCGUCAUUCCAAGAUUUUCUGCAGAUAUAUACGCAUACAGCUACUUAAUUUACCGUUUAGCAGAUAAGGUGGAAUCAUCUAAUCACAUAAAGGUGAAUUACUACACAAUCGUAAAAUUUCACAGAUGUUUAUUUUGUGCAUAUAAUUAGAUGACUAUCUUUGCGUAAUCAUAACUGGAUAUUGGACAAUUGAAUAUUGUGUACAAAAACUCAUUAUACUAUCUAAAAUUUG
Messenger RNA from Heterobilharzia americana, 4747 nucleotides. NCBI's taxonomy places the organism in Eukaryota, Metazoa, Platyhelminthes, Trematoda, Strigeidida, Schistosomatidae. The record is from the annotation of a GenBank genome assembly.